GUAUUUCUGCCACGGAACGUGGGAAUCUGCGCUACGUUAGCGGUUUGGGGGCACCGAACGUGUGUAAAGUUUGGGGAGGGGGAGAAAUUGUGUCAUGUGGUACGACAGAGGCUGCUUGCCCGUCGGUCCGCUCUAGUGGAGCGGAUAGAUACAUAAUUACAGAAUGUAAAAACGACGUCGCGAGAUGAGCUCAACUUGCCAUGUGUUAUCAUUUCCAUGGGGAUGACGUCACGCAGUCCUUGACGCCCGUGCGCGCGGCUCGCGCUGAUGAGAUAACGGGACUGUGACACACUGCGCGUUUCGCAUGCACACUAGCUACACAGGAGCAGGUCAUCGGUUUAUAAUGCGUUUUAAAGGGAAAAUCACAGUCCAUUCUCGUUAGUUAUUAAUUACGUAGCAGCCUGUGAGUUGUUGUUUUUCUCUUUAUACAUAUGUAUUACAUAAACGGCAGAGAGCAUCGCAAGGACUACGUCGUCAUGAGAAAUGAUUGACCGAUGACGUUGUUUUUCUGAAAUACUGUAACAAUGCAUGCUCAUAUGUAAAUCUGUUUAACAGUUUAACCCUGAGACCCAUUUAUAUAGAUGAUGUAUGUUAUCUUUUUCUCGUUUAAAGUGGUUUUAGAAAGCUAUUAGUUAUAAUAAUCGUUAUUUUGUUUUCGGGUUAAUUUUGAUAUUGCAGAACUGUUGGGCUUUCACAACUGUUUACUAUGCUUUUGGGGCAUGUUGUCACAAAAAGGCCAGUGUGUUUAAAGACAUGCAUUCAUGUCAGAGCAGAUCCUGGGAUAUCCGUACGCCUUGCUUACUCUCGGUCAAGUACCUGAAAUUGCAUAUUUAGAGACCUGUACUGAUGUCCCAAACAAUUUGGAGUAGUUUGUCUAUGAUUUACAAUUUUUUCAGUGUUAGCAUACAGUUCAGAGGGUUAAAUAAGUAGUUUUUACUCAUAUUUACUAAAAUAAGUGUGUUAUUAAAUUGCAUUGAUAAAGUACUGCAAUGUACCUACUGUACAACAUUUAAAAUAAGCACUUCUAAUAAUCUCUAUGUGUUUAAUAUUAUGCUAACCUACAACAUUUACUACUGACCCACUAAAAAUAUUGUUUGAUAUUCUACUUUUUGGGAGACUUUGGUCAGUUCUGAAAUCAGGCUCUUAAAUAUUCAAUACUUUGCUAUGUGUGCAUUUGAUGCAAAAGUAGGGCCUCAAUAUCCUUGCUGAAUCUGGUGGUUAUAUUGUAGGCCACACAACCUUAACAUCAAGCCAAUGAAAACUCAAAAGAACUCUUGAAAUGACACACCCUUAGCUUUUCCCGUCUCUCCUGACAGGGACUUUCCUAUGAGUUUUCAGACUGAAAGGAGUCCUGAACUCUGAUACACUUUGACUAAUAAAGAUCAGCUCAAGUCUGGUUUGAGCUAGAUUGGUUUCAAAAUAGACUUUGUGGUGUAAUCAGUUUUGAUUCUUUGCUUGUCAAGUGGAGGCAUAAAGUAUAACUGAAAAGUCACUAAAAGCAGGUAACAAGUAUUCCUAAAAGUAACCUUUAUAUGUGCUUUUUAAACUAGGUUCACUCUUUUAACAGUAAUGUCUUCAGAUCGGAGUUACAGCUGCCUCAAAACCGAGGCGAUGACAAAAUCACCGUGGCAACCCUGUGUUGGUGCACAGGCAGCACUGUGACUCUAACUUGCGAUCUCCUGACCUCUGUGACCUUUGAGUCGAGAUGGCGACCCACCGAAAGCACCUGGUCCGAGAUUUCAACCGAUAUAUCACCUGCUCAAUUUGCCGUGGGUACCUGAUAAAGCCCACCGCUGUCACAGAAUGCCUGCACACUUUUUGUAAGAGUUGUAUCGUUCAGCACUUUGAGGAGAGUAAUGAGUGUCCGGAAUGUGGGAUACAAGUCCAUGAAACCAACCCUUUAGAGAUGCUGAGGUUAGAUAAAACACUGGAGGAGAUCAUCUUCAAGCUGGUGCCUGGGCUAAGAGAGAAGGAGGAACAACAGGAAAGUGAGUUUUGGAGAAAAAAUAAGAUCAAAUCAAACGGAGAAGAUGGCCCUAGGGCUAAGAAAUCUCGCCUGAGUGAUGAAGAGGACGAUGAUGGGAAAGCUGGAGACUACCACAGGAGUGAUCCUCAGAUCGCUAUUUGUCUGGACUGUCUACGAAACAAUGGCCAAUCAGGAGAAAGCAUAGUUAAGGGUUUAAUGAAGAAAUUCAUCCGUUGCUCCACUCGUGUUACAGUGGGAACCAUUAAGAAGUUCCUCUGUGUAAAAUUGAAGCUGCCAAGCUCUUAUGAGCUCGAUGUUUUGUGUAACGGAGAGAUCAUGGGCAAAGACCACACCCUGGAAUUCAUCUACCGCACUCGCUGGAGACUUCAGGGUGACAGUGUAAGUGCAUAUGCUUACCCCAUGGUUCUCGAGUACCGCCCAAGGAUCGACUUUGGUUAAACAGCACUUACGGCUUUGCGGAAAUCUCAUGCAGACUGAUGUCAAGAGAUCAAAAAGCAGAACAAAAAGCAGAAAAACUGAAUGAUUGUGCCUCCGUUGAAAGACAACAACACAAAGCCCAUGACUGACAGGACUGCUCUCUACUUCCUGUGCACUGCUUCAGCCUCUACUCCUCCAUUCCUCCCUCUUUCAAUUUCCUGUUUGACAGUUGUGGCUCCACCAACUGGCACUGUAUCAAGUUUAUAGAUUAUAUUCCUCCAAAAGCUUUCUCUGCAUGUUGUCUCUAUGAUGACGACUUAGCCUAGAGUGGCCUGUUGGGAUUAUCUGAUAGCAAUCUAGCACAGACGGUAAGCUAAAACUCAUCGCAAAGAUGCAUCCCGACCAGGUGACAGGAGUGAGGAGAAAUGGAGACAUUUUUAAGAUGAAGUCUCACUAGAUUUUAGAUUGUUUUAUUAGGCGAUUUUAUCCAAGAGUUUGCACUAGAGGCAAAUCCAGAUGUCUCGCUGCAUUGUUGCUGUUCUGUAUUACCUUUCCUUUUGGUUACUUUUCUCUCUUACUCUCACCGCCCACAUUGUCCCUCAUAAAUUCAGUGACUCUCUUUCAAGUCAUCAAUCUCUCCCUUUCGUUCGCUCACACACACACAAACUCACUCUCUCUUUCUCAGCCUCUUUCCAUCUUCCCUCAGACUCUCUCAUUUUUCUCCAAUGGUGUUUUUGGCUCUGGUCUGAAGUAUUGAUGGAUCUCAUUCAGUUGGAAUUGAAUGAGAGCGCUGUAGAUGUCCCAAAUAACAGCAUUGAAAGGCACUCUGGGUAAGCGUUUUCCCUUCACAUAGAGCUAUGGCCAAGUCUUACAUUCACCCAAACUAGAUCAUUAUCUUGAUAGAAUUGAUAUAACAAUAACUGAUGCCAGAUAUGCUUAAUGCAGUAAUCCACUGAGAAAUCUCAUCUUUAAAAACAGUUGAAUGGGGAAUGACUGAAGUGUGCCAGCUGCAUCUCUCUAAGAGCAGCUUUGUCUCACAGGCUGCUAGUUGUAAACAUUCUGUUGUUUCCUGUUUUAAUCAGACACAUAUUUAAAUGAGAUAAAACAAUCAAAUUCACCUCAACAGACAUUUGAAUUUUAAAAUCAGCACCCGGAUUGUUAAUAAUGCACGUUUAACUGUGUAUUUUGAGUGUUGUGCAGCAAAUUAAGGCCAUGCAUUUUAUGCAGUUUGUGAUGUCUGCAAAAACAACUGUGCAAGGGACAUGCAAAAAAUACAUUUGGUUACUUCCACAAAGUGUAAGAAAAGUCAAUAUCUGAUAUUUCUCAAUGUGCUUCUCUACUACACAACAUGGACAUGUUUGUGAGGAGAGAGUUUGAGAUUCAAAAAUCAUGUUUUAAAUAUUCUAGUUAAGAGUGUUAUUUUGGAGCAUUAGUUCAGAUAAGGUCAGAGGUUAACUUUCUAAGUUUGUUUACAUGACAAUGUUAAUCUUUAAUAUGUAUGUGUAGUAGAUAGGAAUAUUCCAUUUGAACAAGUAAUUACAAGAAAGAAGUGAAGACCAAACUGAAAAAGUUGCCAAACUGAUUUUAUGCACAUUCCCAGAAUGCAUUUUGAGAAUUAAGGGUUCAAAACAUGGAGCUUUUCCAAUCCAGAUUAUAUGAUGGUACUCAACAUAGAACAGAAAUACAUGAAUUAUUAUUAAGUGAACCUUUGUUUUGGAUAAUCUCAGGGGAUGACACCUGGUGAAAUGAGGGUUUGUUAAAUGUUUUCCAUUUCAGUUUUGGAAUCAAGGAAUCAUAACAAUGGGUUUUAGAAAUUAGAUAGUCACUGCAGUGCUGGAAGUCAAUACAGUUAAUCAAAAGAUACAUAUAGAAUAAAAAUGAGACUGAUUUUCUUGGCAACACCGUUUUCAGUGGUCUGUAUUCAUAUAUCAAUAGUGGAAAUAUAUUUGUCUAAAUGUUUCUUAUGGCAAGCUAAAACUUCAUGUUAUACCAACAUGAUCUGUUGUACUGAAUCUUAAAAAUCAUCUGCACUCUGUCAGUUCAUUGGAAUUCUUGAUGUUGUUUAGGACAAAGGCCACUGGCUGCUUUCCAAAAUCCAAUUCCCUCCCCUCUUAAGAAAACAUGCAAAUCAAAUAUGAAGUGUCUUUGAACUCUAAUUAUAAAUACAAUGUAUUUUUGUAUGUUGAAGCACUUAUGUAUAUUUGAACAUGUAAUCAAAAGAUUUUGUCAGUGCUUGUCUUUUUCCUAAUAGAUGAUGCUGCUUGGGGUAAUUUAUUCUUUUUUUUAUACGUCCCACCGCCUGCUAUGUGUUCCCCUUGUAAAUGUUCGCACUGUACAUGGAAAGCUUCCUAAUGCUGUUCAUGACCUAUUGUUAUUUAAUUAAUGAACAUUAAAAUAUUA
This is a messenger RNA of Sinocyclocheilus anshuiensis, 4804 nucleotides long. RefSeq names its product polycomb group RING finger protein 5-A. Lineage: Eukaryota; Metazoa; Chordata; Actinopteri; Cypriniformes; Cyprinidae. The coding region runs from base 1706 to 2425 and encodes 239 amino acids. The record is from RefSeq and is a predicted model, not a curated record. The transcript is spliced from 8 exons.